AUGUUACGUGAGACUAAUCCAGCUGUGCUUCGGAAAAUUAUUCCCAUUGAGGUAGAUUACAAUGCUUAUGAUUUGAAUAUAGAUCCUCAGACCCUCGACCGUCUUCAUGGAGAAGUUCAGAUAGUCUUUAAUGUAGUCGCAUCUGUUAAAUUCAAUGAAUCACUAAACGACGCUAUUCAGAUAAAUUUUUUGGGAACAAAGAAAAUUGUUAAGCUCGCCUUAGGCAUCGAAAAAUUAAAAUCCUUUGUUCAUGUAUCAACGCUUUAUUCGAAUUGCAAUCGACAGGAUAUUGAUGAGAAAAUCUACGAUCAUAUACUGAGUUAUAAUGAAUUGAUUCCUGUUGCUAAGGUAAUACAGCACUUGAAGGACGAUGUGAAUGCAGAACAAUUUUUAUUUCAAAAUCUCCCAAACACGUAUACGCUUACAAAGCAUUUUGCUGAAAAACUCGUUUAUCAUCAAACAUUUUUCAUGCCAUCAGGAAUUUUUAGGCCUGGAGUUGUGAUAUCAAAUUACAAAGACUUUCCUGGUUAUACUGACAAUGUUAAUGGGCCAACGGGUGUAGUCGUGUGGACUGUACGAGGUUAUAUUCAUUGUAUUUAUGGAGAUGUCACAAAACGUGCAAAUCUUAUGCCUGUAGAUUAUUGUAUCAAUGCCCUUAUAGCUACAGCAUGGGAUAUUCAUGAGAACUAUCAAGAGCGUUUAAGGACCUGCUCAAACAUUCCCAUUUACAAUCACAUGUUUAAUGAAAAUAAUUUAAAAUGGAAAGAGUUAAUGGAUUUGGUGCCGCUAGGCUUUCAUGAGCCACUCCAAAAAUCUAUAUGGUAUUAUUCGUAUUUCAUUGUGUCAUCAAAGAUUAUGUUCAAAAUAUUAAAUUUCACUUAUCACACCAUCCCGGCAUUUAUUAUGGAUAUAUUAGCAUUCAUGAUUGGUAAAAAGAUGAUUUAUCGUCGUGCGUAUGCAAAAACGGAAAAAAUUCUUAUUAUUAUGUCGUUUUUUGGUUUACGUGAAUGGAAUUUUGGUAAUCGUAAUAUCCAAAUGUUGUUGGAGAAAACAAAAAAAUUCAGCUAUCAACGUGGCAGUUUCGAUUUUGACAUGCGAAAGAUAAAUUGGACGGAAUAUUUUCGCAAUUUUAUUCCCGGAAUAAAGAGAUAUUAUUUCAAGGAAAAUGCUGGCAGUGUGAAGAGGAUAGCAGCAUAUUACCAUUGGUUAAAGAGGAUUCACGUUACAUUCAAGUAUCUUGCUUACUUUCUAUGCUCAAGGAAGAUUCUCAACAUUCUCUUGGCCAUUUUGGGAAGGAACUUUGUGAAAUAUUGUGUGAAGUAAAAAAACCGGUAAAAAUUUGAAUUUGUUUUUUUAAAACUUUUUGAAAUUCAAACUUUAAAAAACCGUUACAAAACUUUGUUUUUUUGAAAUUUUUUCAA
This is a messenger RNA of Chironomus riparius, 1421 nucleotides long. NCBI's taxonomy places the organism in Eukaryota, Metazoa, Arthropoda, Insecta, Diptera, Chironomidae. The record is from the annotation of a GenBank genome assembly.